UGCAGUCCCUUGGAACGCGAACACGCAAGCGGGAUCGGUAGGGCGCGGAUCGCAGAAAGAGCUGACGGCCAGAAAUGACUUCUCCUGCGGCCGGAAAGCUCCGCCUCAGUUUUCUUUGUUCCGGGGACCCCUAACUCUUCCCUGCUUGCUCUGCGGCGGGACCGCGGAAAUAGCGACCGCAGACCCGUCCGCUAGAGAAACUUCAGGAUGGUUCGUGCUAAGAGCUGGACCCUGAAGAAGCACUUUGAAGGCAGCCCUACUCACAGCAACUUCGAGUUAAAGACAGUUGAACUCCCAUCCUUAAAAAAUGGAGAGGUCCUGCUGGAAGCUUUGUUCCUUACUGUGGAUCCUUAUAUGAGAGUGGCAUCCAAAAAAUUGAAGGAGGGUGAUGUGAUGAUGGGGCAGCAAGUGGCCAGAGUUGUGGAAAGUAAAAACUCAGCCUUCCCAGCAGGCGCUCUGGUAGUGGCUCGUUCAGGCUGGACGACGCACUCUAUUUCUGAUGGGAAAGAUCUGGAAAAGCUACCCGCAGAGUGGCCGGACACCAUCCCAGUGUCUUUGGCUCUGGGAACAGUGGGCAUGACAGGGCUAACAGCCUACUUUGGUCUACUUGACAUCUGUGGUGUGAAGGGUGGAGAAACAGUGAUGGUUAAUGCAGCGGCAGGAGCGGUGGGCUCUGUGGUGGGGCAGAUAGCUAAGCUCAAGGGCUGUAAAGUUGUUGGAGCAGCAGGGUCUGAUGAAAAGAUUGCCUACCUUAAAAAGCUUGGAUAUGAUGUUGCCUUUAACUACAAAACAGUAGAGUCUUUAGAAGAAACUUUGAAAAAAGCCUCUCCUGAUGGUUAUGAUUGUUACUUUGAUAACGUAGGUGGAGAGUUUUCAAACAUUGUUAUUCCCCAGAUGAAGAAAUUUGGAAGAGUUGCUAUAUGUGGGGCCAUCUCUACAUACAAUAGUACUCGCCCGCUUCCUCCAGGCCCACCCCCAGAGAACAUAAUCUAUCAGGAGCUCCGCAUGGAAGGGUUCAUCGUCACCCGCUGGCAAGGAGAGAUCCGCCAGAAGGCUCUAAAAGACUUGCUGCAGUGGGUCAUGGAGGGUAAAAUCCAAUACCACGAAUACAUCACUGAAGGAUUUGAAAACAUGCCAGCUGCAUUUAUGGGAAUGCUGAAAGGAGAUAAUUUGGGAAAAACAAUAGUGAAAGCAUGAACAAAAUGACACAUGGAAUCUAGCAUUUGGAUGAUUAAUUUCUUUUUAACCAUUUAGUAAAAAUGUGUAUUACCUUCAUUAUCUAAGAAACAGUCAUUGUGAUGAGUUUGAUCUACCUGAUAAAACACAUUUAACUGGUA
Messenger RNA from Lutra lutra (Eurasian river otter), 1337 nucleotides. It is a transcript of the gene PTGR1, whose product is annotated as prostaglandin reductase 1. Gene Ontology annotation, cellular component: cytoplasm. Gene Ontology annotation, biological process: prostaglandin metabolic process. The record is from RefSeq and is a predicted model, not a curated record. The transcript has 10 exons. Lineage: Eukaryota; Metazoa; Chordata; Mammalia; Carnivora; Mustelidae. Gene Ontology annotation, molecular function: 2-alkenal reductase [NAD(P)H] activity; 15-oxoprostaglandin 13-reductase [NAD(P)+] activity. Bases 208 to 1197 code for a protein of 329 amino acids.